Molecule: messenger RNA, 2623 nt
Organism: Siniperca chuatsi (mandarin fish)
Lineage: Eukaryota; Metazoa; Chordata; Actinopteri; Centrarchiformes; Sinipercidae
Gene: anks4b
Product: ankyrin repeat and sterile alpha motif domain containing 4B
Exons: 2
Coding region: 276-1565 (429 amino acids)
Molecular function (GO): protein binding
Source: RefSeq, a predicted model, not a curated record
UUGUACUUAUAACACUGGAAAUCUAUCACAUUUAAUAAUGAAAUUUUAAGUAACGAUCUCGAGCAGUGAUGGUGUUUCAGGAAAUUGUGCAGCUGACGGCAGUGAACUGGACUUUGCUUUUGUUUUAUGGCUCUGUGCUGCUGAUGUGUUGACGCCCAGUGAUCACUUUGUUUGCUCGGGUCUGCAGUCGCUUCAGGCCGUGCGUCCGACGGGAGUGGGGGGAAAAAGAGAAGAAAGUGAUAGAUUUGCCUUGACCUUUUCUGUUCUUUUAAGAGAUGUCUAGGUACCACAAAGCAGCGAUUGAUGGAUACUUGGACCUCUUGAAGGAGGCCACGAGGAAGGACCUGAACACUGCGGAUGAGGAUGGCAUGACUCCCACCUUACUGGCUGCUUUCCAUGGACAUGUCGAUGCUCUUCAGCUCAUAUGCAGCAGAGAAGGAGACCCCAAUAAGAGUGACAUCUGGGGAAACACACCGUUGCAUCAUGCUGCGGCUAACGGCCACAUGCACAUCCUCAGCUUUCUGGUCAACUUCGGAGCCAACCUUUUUGCACUGGACAAUGAAUUCCACACAGCGAUGGAUGUUGCUGCUUCUCGUGACCGCAUGGACUGUGUACGCUUCCUAGACGCUUCCGCCUCGCAGCAGACCAACCAAAACCCCAAGAAGGUCGCAAAUCUAAAGAAGGAGGCCAUCAAAGAAGCAGAGAGGCGUGUGAAACUCUGUGAGAAGGUGAAGAAGAAACACCAGAGCAAGAUGGAUAAAAUGCACCGUGGAGCAGGCAGUACUGGGUCUGUCUCAGAGGCCAGCAUGGCAUCAGCACUCUCAAACGGUGGUACCGUGACCAGCGUCAAUGAGCAGUUCUCCAGGCUUAUUGCUGUUGAUAAAUCUGGCUCUCUUUCAGCCAGGGUUAAAGGCACACUCCAGAGGAAGCUCGGGAAGAAAGAUAAAGGCACGCUGCAGAGAUCAGGAGGGGAUGGGAACGUUAUUUUCCUCAAACAAGAGAGUGGAGAGUCUGAGAAGCCAGAGUUUCUGGAUGUCUUCAAUGAGCAGGAUGAGAACAUGUUAGACGAAGAAGAAACGGCAGGCUUCGAGGAUGAUGACAACAAAGAACCAGGCGCAGUCAAGCAGUCCAUCUUCAACCGGCCCGGCCUUGGAGGUCUGAUUUUCAUGAAGAGGAUGGGGCUGGAGGCAGAGGACAUCCCCAGUGGGAACAACGAAAGUCUCGGCUACCUCAUUCAGAACGAGUUGUUUGAUGCAGGUGAAGACGCUGCUGGCUUUGAGGGGAAUGGUGAUCUGCCCUGGGAUCAGGAAGAUCUGGGACUGGAUGAUGAUGAAGAUGAGGAAACCUCUCCUUUAGAUGCGUUCCUGUCUGCCAUAUCCUUGCCAGAGUUCACCCUUGCCUUCAGCAGAGAGCACCUGGACCUGGAGGCGCUAAUGCUUUGCUCUGACGAAGACCUGAAAGGCAUUCGCAUCCAGCUGGGCCCCAGGAAGAAGAUCUUGGAAGCGGUUGCUCGCAGAAAGAAUGCACUGGAGACACCUGGCGUCAUGAAGGACAGCUGCCUGUGAUCUUAAAGAACAUGAACAGUGAUUUAUAAUAAAAUGAGGCAGUAUCUUUUGUAAAUAAAACCAAUAGUUUGAUUUUCUGUAUAAAACAAAGAUGAUUCUAUCUAAACUAUUUCUCCAACAACAAUUUCCACAAUUCAGUGUGAUCAAACUUCUACUCUAUGACCGUGGAACAACACCUUCAAUACUCAGUAUAAUGAAUGAUAUAACCAAUUAUUAAUUACAAACAGCGUGACAGGAGUGUCAGGACCUACAAUAUGGAGGAAAGUCCUUUAGUUGACACAGGGCUGCACAAUGAAAUGUAAGUUUUAGCCUCUUCAUGCUACACGGAAACAGAACAUAUGCACAAAUAUUUGAAUUUAGAAUAGAAUAAAAUAAAAUAACAAUAUAUACAGUUAUGUACAUAUUUUGCCUGUAGGCUACAUGUAUACACCCAGAAAGUAAUAAUACUAUAGUGCAUUUUUUAAAUUUGUUUUAAAUUAGUGGUAGAAUGGGUUGUCCACCAAUCAGAAGGUCUGCGGUUCGAUCCCGGCUUCCCCCAGCCCACAUGUCGAAGUGUCCUUGGCAAAAUCUAACAAACAAGACACUGAACCCCAAAUUGCUCCCGAGGGUGCCAGCUGGACUGGCUGGGUGGUCGGAAGAUGCCUUGGGCAGUGAUCUGCCCAGGAUGUGCUGCACUUAAUCCAUUAUUCCUGUCAUAGAUUAUUUGUGCUUCAGUAAUAACAGUGAAGUGAAAACCCCCCAAAUUAAAACAAAAAUGUAGCAAAGUUUGAUGGCCACAUCUGCACGUGCUGCCAUCGCCAUGGAGAUGAUAUCAGUAAUAUUGAUAAUAAUUGAUCAAUCAAUGUCAACAAUAGCCUCCACAAAUCUGGUUGAAAAAGAAAAUUAUAACACACAUGUCCAGCGACUCGAUCUUAAAUCCACAAUAUAUCACUGUGUAGACAAAAACAAGAGAUGUUUUGGUACAGAAUCACAGGAUCAGUGGCUGAUUUGGUUGUGCUGUUUUAUGUUUUUUAAUUAUUAUUUUGACUGUUGACAACAUAAUUGUCAAAUAAAUAAAA